Anopheles nili is the source of this 2997-nucleotide messenger RNA. RefSeq names its product NAD kinase-like. The record is from RefSeq and is a predicted model, not a curated record. Gene Ontology annotation, molecular function: NAD+ kinase activity. Bases 1 to 1827 code for a protein of 608 amino acids. NCBI's taxonomy places the organism in Eukaryota, Metazoa, Arthropoda, Insecta, Diptera, Culicidae. The transcript is spliced from 6 exons. Gene Ontology annotation, biological process: NAD+ metabolic process; NADP+ biosynthetic process.
AUGGCCUACCUGUCCGAUGUGGAUCUCGCAACGCUUCACAAGUCACGCCUCGAGGAGCGCGUACAGUACCGUCUUUCCUCGGUUUGGACGCGUGAUACGGAACCAACCCGGGAGCAGUCAUCGUUGGUGGCGUCAUCAACGCCCACUGCGUCAUCAGUGAUGUUCGGUGGUCGCGAAGCGGCCAAGCUUAAGGCUACCGGAUCCAGCACAAACAAUUGGAUGCCGCACGUUGCCACACGCGGUACGAACGAGUCCGAUUUUAGACACCCAAGAACUAGUGACAUAGUGAACAACAACGUGCCGGAGCAGACGUUCAGUGCCAGUAGUUCGUCGAUCGCCAGAGGAGGCUCUUCAGGGCUCAAGAGCAUUGCAAUGGAUCGGCCAAUCCAUCCACUGCAGCAUCAGCAGCAACAGUACAACUUCAAUGGUCAUGUGAUACGCCCUAGAAUAAGAAGUAGCAAUAGCAUGUCCAGCAGCAGCUCAACAGCAUCGAGCUACCAUCAUCAGCACCAGGCGGCAGGCAGUAGCAUCAGCAGCAGCAGCAAUGGCGGCAGUGGCAAACACGUCGAAUGGAGUGAUGACGAUCACCUGCACGACGAUGGCUACUUCUCGUCUGACACUCGCCGAAGACGGUCCGGCACAUGGCCGCGAACCCGAAGCUUGAAUGCACCGUCACCGUUCCAACAGUUUGGACCAUGCGGUCGGAUCAUGAAAAACUCGGCGAUGGUGAUGCAAAUCCAGGAUCCGGCCAGCCAACGGUUGACGUGGUACAAACCACCGCUGGCGGUGCUGGUCAUUAAGAAGGUUCGUGAUUCGAAGGUCCUGCAGCCGUUCGUUCAGCUCGUGGAGUGGCUGAUCCACGAGAAGCACAUGGUCGUUUGGGUGGAGGCCGCCAUCCUCGACGAUCCGCUGCUGACCGGCGAUAAGCGGUUCACGAAGGUGCAGGAUAAGCUGAUCUCGUUCAAGGACGGGCGCGAUGAUCUGACGGAUAAGAUCGAUUUCAUCAUCUGUCUCGGGGGCGAUGGGACACUGCUGUACGCGUCACUGCUGUUCCAGAAGUCCGUCCCGCCCGUAAUGGCAUUCCAUCUGGGGUCGCUCGGCUUCCUGACCCCGUUCCAGUUCGACAACUUCCAGGAGCAGGUGACGAACGUGCUCGAGGGUCACGCAGCGCUCACGUUACGCAGCCGGCUGCGGUGUAUCAUUGUGCGCAAGGACAAAACGGAACAGGAGAUUUCCACCUUCAAAUCGUCUCAGGAUCCAUCGACAAACAUCCUGGUGUUAAACGAAGUCGUCAUAGAUCGAGGCCUGUCGUCAUACCUGAGCAACAUUGAUCUGUUCUUGGAUGGGAAGCACAUUACCUCGGUGCAGGGUGACGGACUGAUCGUGUCUACACCGACCGGCAGUACGGCUUAUUCGGCAGCUGCCGGUGCCUCGAUGAUACACCCGUCCGUACCGGCCAUUCUCGUCACGCCCAUCUGUCCCCAUUCGCUCAGUUUCCGGCCGAUCGUACUGCCAGCAGGCGUCGAGCUCAAGAUUGCAAUUUCCCCGGACAGUCGAAACAGCUCGUGGGUGUCGUUUGAUGGACGGAAUCGCCAGGAGCUGCUGCACGGUGACAGUCUUCACGUUACAACCUCCAUAUACCCGGUGCCAAGCAUAUGCGCGCAGGAUCAGAUCGCAGAUUGGUUCGAUUCGCUUGCCGAAUGUCUGCACUGGAACGUGCGCAAGCGGCAAAAGUGUCUGGAUGAGCUGUCCGAUCUGACCGGCUCCGGGACGGAGGACAGCGGCAUCGACGACAUCGUUCGUGGCUUGGAGAAACUCGAGAACUAACCGUGAUCAGUACAGUAGAAGGAGGGUUCGAGGAGAGUAAGUGUGUCGGGAUUGUGUGCUAACGAACAAAACAUAACAUAACAUAUGCAUAUGAUGGUGCAUUGCUGCACUGCCGUACUCUGUGACAAAUGGGAUGAAGCAGUACAAAAGUGAUCGUAACGUAAAAGCAAUCGCAUAACCGUGUGUGUGUAUGUUUGUGUUGGUUCUUCAUGUAUUUAAAACGUUGCGCUAGGGGUGUGUGGGGUUAAAAGGAAUGUUGCGGAUCUCAAACAGUGAUGUGGAGAAGCUGGAAAGGAAUUAAUUCCGGUUGCACGCACCCUCUUUCGUUUGUAUUUUUGUGUGGGGCCGAUGUUAUGAGAUCCUCAACGUGGGUGCUGCAUUGCAGAGAAUGCAACCGAACCGAACCGAAGCGAAGGAUGUUUUAUUUUGGAUCUGAGGGCUUUUCUAGCGUUGUGCUAGGCGCUCGCUUGCAGAUUAUUUUUCGCUUUGAACAAGUGUGUUGCUUGUGAAUGAAGUGUGUUCAAGUAAAUUAAAAAAAAAACGCAAGAAAUUUGUUAAGAGUUCACAUGUUCGCUUGAAGGAAGAUGUUUAGUAUUCAGAAGCGGUGACAAUUGUUUGGUCGAAAGACGCUGGCUCGUUGGGUCCGAUUUGUUCGUGGUUUUGUUAAGUUUUACCAUGCUCUCAUAGAGAGCACGACGGGAGAUCAUACUUAAAUAUUGUACUAGAACGAUCCAAUAAGAGACGGUAGUUAAUGAUCAUUGCCAAAAAGCGAUGAUUAUGAAUAUUUAAAGGAUCGCUUCGGUAGUCAUUGCUCUUUCCGAGAGCCGUUAUGUGUUGGCUUGACUCAUGAAGGCCGCUCAAAUUCGCGUUUAAUUCAGCAAAACGCCAGCUCGAUGACACAAAAGAGUGGCACAAAUGGGUGGUAUACCCGAUAAGGCAGAAUGAAAGGUUACCGCCUUCCCAAUCGAGCACGGAGCGAAAGGAGUGUGUGGUGCGGUGAUGUUGUUUUAUUUUUUCGAUUUGUUUAGUUAUAAACCAAAUUUUGCUAGAAAUGAUGUCACCUUUUUUCGGAUAUUUUCCCGGUUGUCCGUAUCAUCGGCGUUACUGUUUAUAUUGUAGUGCUUGUGUGAGCUCGAUAAAGUAAUUAUUUGGCUAAUGCUUGAUAUUGUA